Hyaena hyaena (striped hyena) is the source of this 1952-nucleotide messenger RNA. RefSeq names its product EMI domain containing 1 (gene EMID1). The record is from RefSeq and is a predicted model, not a curated record. The transcript has 15 exons. Gene Ontology annotation, molecular function: protein binding. Lineage: Eukaryota; Metazoa; Chordata; Mammalia; Carnivora; Hyaenidae. Bases 1 to 1428 code for a protein of 475 amino acids.
AUGGGCGGCCCGCGGGCCUGGGCGCUGCUCUGCCUCGGGCUCCUGCUCCCGGGAGGCAGCGCCGCGUGGAACGUCGGGGGAGCCCAGUUCUCCGGACGCAGGAACUGGUGCUCCUAUGUGGUGACCCGUACCAUUUCCUGCCACGUGCAGAAUGGCACCUACCUUCAGCGAGUGCUGCAGAACUGCCCCUGGCCCAUGAGCUGCCCAGGGAGCAGCUACAGAACCGUGGUGAGACCCACGUACAAGGUGAUGUACAAGACAGUGACCGCGCGCGAGUGGAGGUGCUGCCCCGGGCACUCAGGGAUGAACUGCGAGGAAGUUACAGGUUCCUCUGGCUUCGUGGAGCCCGGCUGGUCAGGCAACACCAUGCGACGGAUGGCGCUUCGGCCCACAGCCUUCUCAGGUUGUCUCAACUGCAGCAAAGUAUCAGAGCUAACCGAGCGGCUGAAGGUGCUGGAAGCCAAGGUGGCGGUGCUGACUGUCACUGAGCGGGCAGUGCUCCCCACCCCAGCUACACCCAGGGACCCUGUCCCACUCUGGGGCUCCCCAGCUGCCCAAGGCAGCCCCGGAGACAGAGGCCUCCAAGGGCUACCAGGAGCCAGAGAGAACGUGAGGGCCCCGCUGCUCCCUCGAGAUGAUCGAGUUGGUGGCCAGGGGCUUCCUGGGCCCACUGGCCCCAAGGGAGACACUGGCAGUCGGGGCCCAACGGGGAUGAGAGGCCCACCAGGUCCUCAGGGGCCCCCAGGAAGCCCUGGCCAGGCUGGAGCUGUGGGCACCCCUGGAGAGAGGGGACCGCCAGGCCCACCAGGGCCUCCUGGCCCCCCUGGCCCCCCUGGCCCCCCAGCCCCUGUUGGACCACCCCACGCCUGGAACCCUCAGUAUGGGGACCCAUUACUGUCCAACACCUUCACUGAAACCAGCAGCCACUGGCCCCAGGGACCAGCUGGUCUCCCAGGCCCCCCAGGGCCCAUGGGUCCCCCUGGACUUCCUGGUCCCGUGGGCAUUCCUGGGAGUCCUGGACACAUGGGACCCCCAGGCCCCAUUGGACCCAAAGGAAUCUCCGGCCACCCAGGAGAGAAGGGAGAGAGAGGACUGCGUGGAGAACCUGGCCCCCAAGGCUCCAUGGGGCAGCGGGGAGAACCUGGCCCCAAAGGAGACCCUGGCGAGAAGAGCCACUGGAACCAGAGGGGUCGGGGACAGGCCCUGCCGGCACAGGCACCCCCAGCCUCCUGCGGGGCAAGAGGGGAGGACACACGGCCAACUACCGGAUCGUGGCCCCCAGGAGCCGCAACGAGAGAGGCUGAGGGCAGGGGUGGCCCUAGGGGCAGACCUGGCCUAGCUUCCCUUCCCAGACUGGACUUGGCCAACUGCCUCCAGGGACCGCCCACCAUAUUUAUUAAUGUCCUCAGGGUCCCUUCUGCCACCUAAGCCUUUGGGAUGGGCAAGUCUUGGUCCUGACACCCCGUGCAAGUCUGCCUACUAUGAAGCUGAGAAGGGACUGUGGCCUGAGUGGGAGGGGCAGCCCAGGCAUAGGUGAGGGCCCAGGGACUCCCUUUCCCUCUGUGAAACGGGAUGAUGCCAGCCUGCGGGGAAGGGCUAGCAGGUUCAAGACUUGGGUCUUCUCAUGGGCUGCCCAGGCAUCCAGACCUGUAGGCACUGAUGGGUGACUGGAGCCGGGGUUCUGCUGAGUCCUUAGCACAUGCGGGGCUGGUGGGGAAGGGCAGGCUUCCCUCUCCCUCCUCCCCAGCCAAACCCGGGGAGCCCAUCGCAGCCCUCCUCUCCUUGAUUUCUGGUGCUGGGUCCCCACCCUGAGUCCAACAGGCAGGACGUGCCAUAGGUCCUGCCCCCUGAGCCCCCAGCCCCUCCCAUGUCCCAGGUGGGGGUGGAGGCAUGGAGAGGGAGGGGUGCCCUGGAGGUAGAGAUCUCCCGCCAAUAAAGUCCCCCAACCUGAA